AGGACGAGAGGGGCACGUAGCGCGUCGUUGCACGGAAACACAACGAGUGUGGUACGUGCUAGUGGCACGGCCCCCGGUGUGCUCACUCCGCAGUGCUGGUGUGUCGUGACUAAUAUUAAAACUCAUACGGACUUAAGAUUGAUUUGAAUAAAAUUGAAUCAAUAAGGUGGGGGGGGGGGGAGGAUCGUCAGUUGUCGAUAUAAUUGGAUAAUAGGUAAAUAGUGAAUAGGGGAUAGAUAGGGCCACAUCAAAAUGGCAGACUGGCGGUCUCCCGCGGAGGAAGCCGCGGCCACCGACCUGUGCGACGAGAGUCGCGUGCCGCGUGAACGACACAAAAAGCGCGUAGUGGAGCAUCAGUCUCCGUUGACGGCACUUGUCGUGCAUCAUCGCCAACCACAUCAGGCUUUUGUCCUUGACACAUCGUGCUGCAAUGAUAAAAGUGAAACUAGUGCCAGUGACAAUUGUCGUGAUAGUAGCAUUGAGAAUAUAAGGUGCAAUGGAGUUGUGAUGAGUGAUGAAUGUCGUGUUGAUUUUUACAACGAGCCCAAGGAUAACAAUGAUCUGGUGAACAUUUACAUGUUGAAUGGAAAACCAGUGAACGUUAAGGCCAAUAAAGUAUCAACGGCAAUGGUAACUGGUGAUGAUAAGGUAUUAACUAAUGGUGAUUGUGAUAGAAAAUUAAUGGUGGAGAGGUGUACGACUAAAAUGCCGGAUAAUAGAGGCGAGGGGGUUGUGGUAUUGGUUGAAUUUGGUAAUAGGAGUGAUGGUGAUGCUUGUGACAGUGAUGUGAGUCGUAAGAUUGGUGAUGCUGAUGCCAAUUCCACUGUUGUUGAUGCUGCGGCUGCGGCUGUUGCUGUUUCUGCAAUACCAGAAACAAUGAAGGAAAUCAAACAGAAUAAGCAGCAUACGGAUUGUACUGGGAGUGAGGUUGUUGCCAGGCUAGGUAGCCCUUACAAGGGACAGAUCAGAACGGCUGAAGACACCCUCGUUGGACCCUGCGGCAAGAAGCGGUGCGCCGAUCGAUACGACAGCUCCGAGAGCUCCGACAGUGGUGUUGCGAUAUCGUGUGGCGAAUGCAGCAGCAGUGGUACGAGUGAUAUCACUGAGCCAGGAUCACCCUGCAGCACGAGUAGUGACGAAGGAGUUGCAAUAGGGGGAACAACAGUCAGUAGUUCACUGCCAUCGUUGCCCAAACUGGCACCAACAACAUCAUCUAUGCACAAUGGGACCAGGCCCCAGUGGCCAUGGACCCCACCACUAGCUACAACAGCCUGUUCAACAUAUAAGACACACAAGGGAGAACCGGAAGUUGGCACACUGCCAAGGAUUGGCGCUGCUGAUCCUGCUGCCAGGCCUGGAAAGACAACACAAUUGGCAAAACAACAGAAUUAUCACGAACAUCAGGGAAAAAUUACAGAGUAUUUCAAGACGCAGAUAAAACCUCAACAGUUGAAGACUAAAAAAACAACGGGCGAAAUGUCUGUUAUGGUAGCGAAGAAUUCCGAGUUUCGUCGACCUCCGACUGUGCAGAGAAAUAAGGGAGGCCUAGCAAAGUACCUGGGUGUAGUAACACCAAAUGGAAGAAUCGAUCACGACUGGGAAGUAAGAACAAUGACAGUCUCACCAUCACUUGCCAAGAAACUACCAACAGCAUCGCCACGAGUGAGCGUUACAAAGUUGGACAAAAAGCUCAUAUCCAAAGCAAUACCAGGUUUUCCAAUACCAAGCGAAGUGCUAUCGAGUAUUCCCAGCUGCAAGAUAUCAUCACUGAGAUUAACGAGUGAAGCAAGUCCAAAUGCCAGUGGGGGCUCACCGCCAUCGACACCCACGUCAAAUCGUCCAAUUCAGACUGAGCCUGUAGCAUCGAUUGAGUUCGAGGGAACAGCAAAGCCUAUUGUCAAUGAGAAUAACAAUGUAACGAUUUGUAGUGGAAAUCAUAUGAACAGUAAGGAGCAUCCGCUCUCGUGGAUGGUCAAUGGAUUGUUGGAGAAUAGAGAGGAGGAAAAGCCGAGGACAACUUCUAGGGUUGAUGAGGAUGAGGAGGAGGAGGAGGAGGACUCAUCGAGAAGUAGCGAGUCAAAACCAUCGACGAGGAGUAGUGAAUCUAGUUCGCCAAUACUAUCAGCACCUACUACCAUCAGGUUUCCUGCCAGGGUACCAGCUAAAAGUAAUAGUCAAACCAAUGACAGUGGGAUAUGUCGGUGGGAUAAGUGCAAUGCUAAUUUCGAAUGCAGUGGACUACUCCUCGAACACUUGCAGGUUGCCCACAUCAACACGCAAACUGGUGGUGACAAUUUUGUAUGUUACUGGCAAGGAUGUAAAGUUAAAGGAAGGACCUCAUGCUCACGAAGAUGGCUGGAACGACAUGUGCUAUCCCACGGAGGAAAUAAACCAUUCAGAUGUAUAGUCGACGGUUGCGGCAGUCGAUUCAGUUCACAGCCUGCGUUAGAGAGGCACGUAAAUAGUCACUUCAAUCAACCGGAGACGAGUACAAGUAGCAGCAGGAGGAGUUGUGAGAAUGGUGGUAAACUAGUACGGAGAAAUGGAAAGAAAUUAAGAUAUAGGAGACAACCGUGGUCUGCCAGGCUGUUUGAUUAUUUCGACACUGGGGUAAUGGAGGGUCUUCAACACAGACUUCUGGAGCUCGCGAAAACCAGGACUCAGGGCCUGUUGGCAGAAACACCGGGGAAUUCAAUGACCUUAACUAGUCAAGUUUUAGCCAGAAGAGUGGAGAAAGAUGGGAAAGCCAAGGUGCUGGUACGAUGGUAUCCGCAAGACAUUGAGCCGGACGAGUGGCUAUUGGAAUCAGAAGUACAAAGCACGAAGCACAUACGAAUACGAAAAGCCGCAACUACCUCAAUCGAUGAGGUAAGCCUGGUAUUGUACCCCGCAAUUCACGGAGGUCCACCACCAACGACACGAGUGAAACAACGUCGAAAGCCCGUGAAAAAUUCGUGAUAAUGUAGCCAGAAGGAGAAAUAUAUAACAAACAAUCCCACUUAACGUUCCUUUUAUCAUCGAACAAUGGGACACGAACAAAGAUUACGAAGGAGGAAUGACCUAGGAAAUUAGAGCCACUGCCAGAAAACUAUUUUUCAAUGGAGAGAAUGAUCUAAGAUCUUAUCGGCUGAUCAAGAAAGUUGACAUCGUUGGAGGAGAAAAAUUCAGACUGAAGAGGAUUCGUCGCUCGCCUCGCUAUUGAGUUCAAUAUUUUCAAUAGAUCUACUUGUAAAAGACCUGUCGCGAGGUGCAGGGUGUAUCAACAUGUAUCAGGUACAUUAUAAAAGACACAUUUUAUUAUGUAAUUGGUACAGAUGAUGAUAAUUCCCAUUGUCUGUGAUUCAUUUCUCAAAAGAGUCUAACAGUGCCAGGUUUGAUCCAAAAAAGUGCCUCACCCCUUGGAAUGUAGCAAUUGCUGGCUUGGCAUCAAAUCAAUGCAGAGAAUUCAAAUGUCUGGACAAAACUCAUGGAAAUGAUAAAAAAAAUUGUAUAAAGUAAUCACGCCUAAAUUGGAAAGGGAAUUUCAUAAUGAUCUGUUUGAGAUCAAAAUCAAUGAAUUAUUUUUAAUGUUAAGUAUUAGCUAACGAUUAUGCAGAACAAAUUAAAAUUAAAGUAAUGAGAAAUAAUAGGAGCACAAAAAGUCAUAAUCACUCUGGUGGCCUUAUGAACAAAUCGUUUUUUCGAACUUUGAUCCCUGGCGCUGAUAAACACUCGUGUAAUUCAUUCUGCUGAUCGUUUCAAUUUAUUAGAAAAACAAAUUGAAAUAAUCUCUAGAAGGAUUCACAUUGCCUAGAGAAAUGGAUAGAAAUAUAUUCAUGAAGCGAUAUUAUGUGAAUUCGACGAGAGGUGGAUGGUAGUACAAUUUUUUCAAAUCCACUGAGUAUGAAAUUUCAGCUAAAAUCAACAGGUUUUCACUGUUUUACAUAUGAUUCUAAGUCUUUCGCUCUCUUAAGUGAUUCGUUUAACAAUAAGCCUGAGUACAGCAUAAUAAUGAAUUCAGAAUAAUUACUUUGAAUUUUCAAUUAAUUUUUAUAUCAGCUUUGAGCUGUUCUAAUACUAAAUUGACUGUAGAUUAAAUUUCUUUAUUGCUCAAUGUAGCUUUUUCAUUUUUUUGUUGAUCAACUUAUUGAUUCGUCAACGUACUGAAAUUUUUAUAAUACGUCAAAAUUCGUUAAUUGUGUCAAUCGGAUUGGUAAAUUUAUUCUUAAAUUGAUAAUACUUUGAUGAACAAACGAAGCAUGUGAUUUUCGCUGUACGAAUUCAACUACUGAUGAGCUGAUACCCAUUAACAGUGGGUAAAAUUAUGAAGGCUGUGUUUACAUUUUCCACACCUCGCGAUGAGGUAUCUAACAAAUACCAAAUGAACAAUAAUUGUUCUGUGGGGAAAUAAUGUAGAGAGAAAACAUAGAAAAAAACAUAAAAAUAAAAUAAAAAGAAAGAAACAAUGAAAGAGAGGAAAACGGAAUGGAUAAAUGGAAGAUAGAAUGAUGAAGUGUAUACAUUUAUAGUUGAUAGAGAAUUAUUUGUAAAUUAUGGUAAAGUACGACUAGAGAUGAGAUUGUAAGAGCUAGGUUGAAGUGGGUUUAUCGAGCGUCGAGGAUUGUAAUUAGAGUAAGAUAUUGACGAUACGAAAACACACAGACACAAGCACACCAGCUGUGUUACACUGCCAAUACGUGUAUUUAAGAGUAGGUUAAUUGAAUAAUUGAGUAAUAAAUUGUGUGGACCGAUCGUGUAAUCGUGUAGAUCUCCGACCGCAUCAGGUGGCACUUAACAUUUGUCGUACGAUUUUUAAUAAUAGUGUCGACUUAACGGCAACUGCUCCCAAAACUGACUAAAUGAAGAAAAAAAUUAUAAGUUUUUUGUAUUAAAUAGAUUAGCGGAUAAGCAUAAAUGAACGUACGACAAAUGCAUGUUUCUCCUUGUGGUAAUUAUUUUCUGUAAAUAAUUAGGUGAAAUUAUCAUUCGAAUUAUAUGCGUACGUCGAAACCAUGUUUCAGGAGUAAUUCACGUCUAAAGGAUACGUGAUCCCCGACUCUUGUGGAGUCCAAUUUUUCUAACAAUUUUUUCAUUUCGUAUUGUUUUUCAUUUUCUUUUUUCUACGGUUUAGUCUCGUGCGAAAAUUAGUAGUCUUUUUCUAUGAAAUGAUACGCACAAAGGGAGACCCCACUUCAUUCUCAUUGUUGGAAUGAUCGGGUUAAAGGGUUAAAGGACACUGCCAAAAAAAAACUGCCCGUAUUUCUCUUCUUAUUUUUCUCUCAUCACAAUGUUAGUCUGAAUUUUUUUCAUUUUUUUUUUUUGGCACUGCUACACUCAAAAAUUAUGCUGCCAUUUAUUGCGAUAUUACGCGUCAAUUUAUCAUUAGAAUUGUAAACAAGAAUAUUCCACUGCCACUGGAUGUUAAAGACCGUUUCAGACGGCAGAUCAAAUUCAAAUUUGUGUUCACUAUAAUGAGAUCAAUUCUUCGAUGUUCUCAUCUCGAAAUUAUUUUCAUUUCUUUUUUGUUUUCUUAAUUUAAAGGCAUCAGCGAGAAAGGGUCGCACCUUCACUGAUCGGUAGGAAUUUCUCGAUCGACUCAUUAGAAAAAAUUUGUUUCGUGGCUCAAUCGGUUGCCGAUCACAUUUUAAUUCGAAAAUUUUUUGUCAAAUAAAAAGUUAAAAAGUUACUGGGAGAAUUUAUUUUUACCAAACAAUUUCGACGAUGGGACCAAUUUCAUAUUAAAAAUACACAUCAAGCAUUCUAUUUCUCUCGACUUAUGCAAUAAUGACUGUUUACUCAUUCAUUCUCAGUAUAAUUCUAUGUAAUUAGCUAUCGGUAGCUAGAUUAUGCUUGAUCUCUAGAAAAUUAAUAUUUGAGCGAUCUAAAUAAAGAAUUAAACCAAUUGUUGUGGCCUACAGACUGACGAUGAAGAAAUGUGAAAAAUUAGUGAUUAAAUGUUUAACUUUAAGAUUCAAUUUUCCAUCAAUCGUGUUGCGUUUAACAUUGAAUCCCACCUGAGGUAUUAGAAUUUAAGGUGCUCAUUAAUUUUUUUUUCGUUCUUAGAAGACUGCUGGGCUUAAUUGUCACGCCAUAAAUUUUUUUAGCUCAUAAAUGGUGAUUAAAAAAACAUUGAUUUUGAUGACUGAUGAAAAUAUAAGGAAAUUUUCGUGACAAAAGAUCAGAUGCGGCCCUUUCUCAAUAAUUGUCCAUUUUCUAUUUUGUUUUUUCAUGAUAGAAAAUUUUAUAAAGAUGUUUAUAAAUAUAUCCUUUUAGAAUGGCACUAUUAGUUACGUGCGAUUUCCUCUGGUAUUUAAAAUAAAUAUACGUUGUAUAAUAUUGCUGAAUACAAAAUUAAAAUAUUUUUUAGGAUUAGGCCGAGAGUAUAGGUUAUCGAUAUACUGAAUAAAAAAAAAUGGCUAUCACUGCCAGUGAUGGAUAAAUACUGUAAUGUUCAUUUUUUUUAUUAGUUUUCUUUAAGAGAUCGAGGGGUUUGAUGUGACUCGUCAGUAUGCGUGAAUUUAUAUCCGGAGUGAUUUAUAUUUGUUUCUCCAUAGAAAAAAUAUCAUAAAUAGAACACUAGCUUCGAUACAUUUUGCUAGAAAAUUUUUUAAAGAAAAGAAUUAUGUAAAUAAAUAAAACCCGAAAUGAUUGAAAAAUGAUAAAUUGUGCACACAAGUAAUAAAGACGAAGAAUAUAUCGGAAAGAAAAUAAAAGCCAGAAAUGUAUAAAAGCAUUCCUAUUUUUUCAGAAAUUACAGAUAAUGGAAGACAAAAAAAUUGAACAAAAUUAAUGGAUGAACUAUUGCAGGUUCCGAGUGAGAUAUUUCGAUGCAAUUACCAGACUGAUGAUGUCUUUUAGUCUUUUUCACCACAAACUACUUGGCAUUUUUUUUCUUCAAUUUUUGGACGUGUCAGCAAAGGGUUUUGAUCUACUCCAUUAUUUAGUUUCGAUUACUCAAUCUCCAUUGUCCCUUUCAUGCUGCACACACAUUCAUUAACCUUUAGGCUUAUAAAUUUUCUUCAUAUAAAUAAUUUUUGAAAUUUCACGUGCGAAUGUUUUUCAAGUGAACGAGAUAAACGAGUGAACGAUUUGAGUCAAAAAAUAUGUGCAGAAUAAUAAAAAUCAUAGAUGGUCAGUUGCAGUUAUUAUUCAUAGAGACAAACUAAUGAUUAAAAAAAAAUGGAGCCGAAUAUUUUUCGAAAUAAUCGAACUCUAUUUUUCGAGAGCUCAUUGAUCUAUUUGGGUCACAUGUAAAUAAUUCGGAUUAAUGGUAGCGUGAGGUCGUAGAAAAGCACGUGGAGUCGCGCCUGCGUAUAACUAUAUUAUAUAAAUGGUGUUUGCAUUUAUUAUAAAUUCUAUGUAGAGUGCAAAGGAAUGAAGAAAAAUAUAUACAUACAUAGGGGCGACAGAUAAAGAGUAAUUAAACAGAUAACGAACAAAAUAUAAUGAAAGGAUCUUUGAUUGUGUGUGAGACAUUCUGGGAAAUUCGCGAUUACGGGUCAAUUGGACACGUGGUUACGAUUUCGAGACUAUUUUGUUUGACUAAUCAAGGAUUUUAUUUUCACUCGUCAAAAAUGAAGUUUCUGUUUUUUCUUUUCAAAUCAUAUUUCAUAUAAAUCUAGAAUUGUCGAAGAAAGCCUGCAUAUAAUAUAAUAGAGUAUAGCGAAUGUAUAUUACGAUUGUAAUGAGAACAAUUUUCUUAAAAUACAGCUGACUUGGAUAAAAGUUUAUUAUCACAUUUUUUUUUUUGGCUAAUUUUUUUUUCUCUCGAUUUGACUCUCAUGCUAGUUUUGUUCGAUUUUAUUAUAUUUAUUCAUAUAUUUUAGAAUGAAUUGGAAAUUAUUUAAACCACGCUCCUUCAAAUCCUGCAUCGCGAAUUCCAGAGAUAAUGACUUUCGCGAUUUAAUAAACGCGAAAACGAAAUUCGGUGUGGAGUUUAAAGUAUGUAAUCAGCAAAUGUACUCGAUGCAUUGGGAAUUUCUGUUGUGGUGUGUAGAAAGGACAAUGACCUAGGCACGUAAACAAGUUAUUCUUCAAUCGAAUCCCGGAAAAAAUAUCCCAGGGAAAAAAUAUUCCACACAUUCAAAACGUGUUAAA
This is a messenger RNA of Fopius arisanus, 8076 nucleotides long. RefSeq names its product AE binding protein 2 jing (gene jing). Bases 253 to 2958 code for a protein of 901 amino acids. The transcript is spliced from 6 exons. Gene Ontology annotation, cellular component: ESC/E(Z) complex. Gene Ontology annotation, biological process: regulation of transcription by RNA polymerase II. The record is from RefSeq and is a predicted model, not a curated record. NCBI's taxonomy places the organism in Eukaryota, Metazoa, Arthropoda, Insecta, Hymenoptera, Braconidae.